Neoarthrinium moseri is the source of this 1194-nucleotide messenger RNA. RefSeq lists its product as uncharacterized. Bases 1 to 1194 code for a protein of 397 amino acids. Gene Ontology annotation, molecular function: aspartic-type endopeptidase activity. The transcript has 3 exons. The record is from RefSeq and is a predicted model, not a curated record. Gene Ontology annotation, cellular component: fungal-type vacuole. NCBI's taxonomy places the organism in Eukaryota, Fungi, Ascomycota, Sordariomycetes, Amphisphaeriales, Apiosporaceae. Gene Ontology annotation, biological process: proteolysis.
AUGAAGGGAGCUCUGCUUACAGCAGCUGCGCUGCUUGGAGCCGCUGAGGCCGGCGUCCACAAGAUGAAGCUCCAGAAGAUCCCGCUGUCGGAGCAGCUGGAGACCAUGCCCAUCGAGUACCAGAUGAAGGGCCUUGGCCAGAAGUACAUGGGCGGCCGACCCCAGGCUCACGCCGAGGCCAUGUUCAAGGCCGGCUCGGUCAGCGCCGAGAAGGACCACAUCGUCCCCAUCACCAACUUCAUGAACGCCCAGUACUUCUCCGACAUCACCAUCGGAACACCUCCCCAGGAGUUCAAGGUCAUCCUCGACACCGGCAGCUCCAACCUCUGGGUUCCCUCCCAGUCCUGCGGCAGCAUCGCCUGCUACCUCCACUCCAAGUACGACUCGUCGGCCUCGUCCACCUACAAGAAGAACGGCACCGAGUUUGAGAUCCGCUAUGGAUCCGGCAGCAUGACCGGCUUCGUCUCCCAGGACACUCUCACCAUCGGUGACCUCACCAUCAAGAAGCAGGACUUUGCUGAGGCCACCACCGAGCCUGGCUUGGCCUUCGCCUUCGGCCGCUUCGACGGCAUCCUGGGCAUGGGCUUCGACCGUCUCUCGGUCAACGGCAUCGUCCCCCCCUUCUACCAGAUGGUCAACCAGGGCCUCAUCGACGAGCCCGUCUUCGCCUUCUACUUGUCCAGUGAGAACGGCGGCUCCGACUCCGAGGUUAUCUUCGGCGGCGUCGACAAGGACCACUACACCGGCAAGAUCACCGAGAUCCCCCUGCGCCGCAAGGCCUACUGGGAGGUCGACCUCGACUCCAUCUCGUUCGGUGACUCGACUGCCGAGCUCGAGAACACUGGUGUCAUUCUCGACACUGGCACCUCCUUGAUUGCUCUGCCCUCCGACCUGGCCGAGCUCCUCAACAAGGAGAUCGGCGCCAAGAAGAGCUUCAACGGCCAGUACACCGUCGACUGCUCUGUCCGCGACAGCCUGCCCGAUGUCAGCUUCAAGCUCAGCGGCUACGACUUCUCCAUUACCCCCUAUGACUACAUCCUCGAGGUCCAGGGCAGCUGUAUCUCUACCUUCAUGGGCAUGGACAUCCCCGCCCCCACCGGCCCUCUGGCCAUUCUGGGUGAUGCUUUCCUGCGAAAGUGGUACUCCAUCUACGACCUGGGCAAGGGCACUGUCGGCCUUGCCAAGGCCAAAUAA